AUGACUUACACAAACGGAUACGAUUUACCUGUAUUUGGUAUAGAUAAUGGCUCUUUCUAUGCGUUGCAUAUUUUGGCGGUAACAUGCAUUUUUCUGAGUUUGUCCUCGGCCAUUUUUAUAAUUGCGGCCUCAAUUAAACAACACGGACUGCGAACUUUUUUCACUUGGUCAAAAAGCGAGAGGUUCGUAGUCUACCUGGCUUUGUGUGAUGCUUUCUUCAACAUAUGUCAUUCGCUUGACCAUCUACACAUCUUGUUGACAAAAGACCAUGUAAGACCAGCGUCACUCUGUACUUUCUAUAGUGUGAACAUUGUAGAGUUUGUAUUCGCUCAAACUCUCAUGGUCAACGUGGUAGCCAUCAACGUAUUUGUGUUGAUAUUUUUCGGAAAGAAUCUAGAUUUUGGGAAGCGUGACUGGCGCCUGCUACUCUGGACAUUUGGAACUCCUCUACUGAUCGCCAUGAUAUUGUUAUCAACAGGACAACUUGGACCAACUGGCGCAUACUGUUUUCUAGAUGGUGUGACAGGCCGGAUAAGUAAUAUCGUACUUACCACAGGGUCCAUGUGCAUGAUCCUAACCGUCAAUUCAGUGUUGUACGCCCUCACAUGGUAUCGAAUUGCAAGUGAAGCCAAGCGUCUGGAGUCCACAUUAGGAGGCACGAGUGCCUCAGUGAAAGCGUCUCAUCGAGCCGCCCGGAACAUGUUUUUAUUUCUGACGGCUUUCUUUGUCCAGUGGUGGGCCCUUGCCGUGAACGGGAUAUGGUUCCUGUUUGAUGUACCACCAGUAGCACUGUUUCAAAUCGUUACGACGUUCUCUAAUAUUGGUGGCGUCUUAAACCUUUUGGUGUACCUCGUGAUCAGGCGCAGGAAGAGGGCGCUUACACCGACAGAAACCUCUAAGGCUGCCACGAAAACCACUGCUGCUACCGCCGAAACUCAGGCCGCUCCAUAA
This is a messenger RNA of Ylistrum balloti, 951 nucleotides long. RefSeq names its product adhesion G protein-coupled receptor E1-like. The transcript has 2 exons. Gene Ontology annotation, cellular component: plasma membrane. Gene Ontology annotation, molecular function: G protein-coupled receptor activity. The record is from RefSeq and is a predicted model, not a curated record. Gene Ontology annotation, biological process: adenylate cyclase-activating G protein-coupled receptor signaling pathway. Bases 1 to 951 code for a protein of 316 amino acids. Lineage: Eukaryota; Metazoa; Mollusca; Bivalvia; Pectinida; Pectinidae.